AUGAUAUGUUCCUAUAAUAUUGUAAACAAGAUGAGAAUUAAUAAAGAAUACGACGAAAGAACGUAUAUGGUUCAAUGGUUUAAAUUGUACAAGAAAAACAUUCAAAAUUUGAAAACAUUUUAUUUUAAUGGUACUUACCCAUUCAGAUCGUUUUCACCCAAAGUUGUACAAUUUAUAUUUAAACUUGCUGAUGAAUGUGGUAUGGAUAACACUGUUAAAUACAAAUGCGUCGAGUUAUAUGAUAGAUUUUUAUCUGAAUAUUUCAUUUACAAGCAUAAGAAAAUCUAUAGUAAACAUUCAAAUAAAUGGGUGAAAUUUUUAAAGCAGUGCAAGAAACAAUCCUAUUUACGAGUUAUGUCGUGCAUGCAAUUGCUGUCGAAGUAUGCUCAACAAUCAUUGAGUCUUAAAUUAAAAGAUAUCAAAGUUAUACUAGAGCGAACUGGGCGUAUGUAUACAAAAAAAUAUAUUCGUUAUUCAGAAGCUGAAGUCUUCCGUAUAGUUGAUUAUAAGCUGAAUGAACCAUCAAUAUUUAUGUUGGUUGAAUAUUUCAUUGACGUGAUCCCAUUCACUACUACGGAUAGUCUGCAUUCUACAUGCUUAUUGCUGACAGAUUUUGUUUAUAUUUAUCAACAAGAGCUUUAUGAUCGGCUACAGUAUCAAAAGACAGGAUAUAGAAUCCAUACUUACAGUGAAAAAUUGAAACUACUAGACAUUGAGUUUGACAAAAUAACUACAGCAGCAGCAGUUGUUGUCACAGCUUUUUACAUAUUGAAUUCAACUGAUAAAACAAAUGAAGAGUUAUGUUUGUAUCUAUCUAAUAUAUGUGAAAAGUCAUUUGACUAUCUGUUAACAAUUUCAACUGUUCUAGUUUCUAUCAUAAACUCAAUUUGA
Messenger RNA from Macrosiphum euphorbiae (potato aphid), 891 nucleotides. NCBI's taxonomy places the organism in Eukaryota, Metazoa, Arthropoda, Insecta, Hemiptera, Aphididae. The record is from the annotation of a GenBank genome assembly.